AACAUAAAAUGUUAGAAUUUGGGAGGGUCCUUAGAACAUAGAAUGUUAGAACUACAAGGGACCUUAGAAUACAGAAUGUUAGAGCUAAGAAGGACCCAAGAACAUAUAAUGUUAGAAUUAGAAGGUACCUCAGAAUGUAGAAAGGGAGCUAGGAAAGAUCUUAGAAUAUAGCAUGUUAGAACUGGAAGAGAACUUAAGUCAGAAUAUCAGAAACUGAAGGGUCCUCAGAACAUAGAACAUCAGAGUUGGAAAAGACUAGAAAAUUAAUACCAAAGCUGAAAGUAUAGUAUAGAUGUUAGGACAGAAGAAUCUUUAGAACAAAGAAUGUCUGAACCUAGAAAAGAAUUUAGAGACAAUCUAGUACAACUAACCCAAUUUGAAAGAGGAAGAUAUUAAAGCCUAGGAAGUUCAAGUUUUUUUCUCAAAGUCAUACGGUUCUGUAGAAAACAGUGCAGCUAGGACUUAACUCUGGGAUUCAGGACUCAAAAGUCCAGUGACCUUUGCAUUUAAUUCCCCUGAUUCCUUGUAGGUUGCAAAAUCUAUUGAUUCCUGUGAGUCAGAAGCUCGUGCUAUGGAUUCUUUCUGGCUACAAUUGGUACCCAUGCUUAUGGAAUGUGGAAUGUGAAAAGAUUCAUGAAAAGAAAACCAUUGGGAAACACUUGGAGAAUUCAAAAGAUGUUUAGCUCCUAAAAGAGAAAAGUUAGCAGGGACACAAGAGCUUCCUUCAAAUAUAUAAAGGGUUAUCAUGUGAAAGAGAGAUUAAAUUUCUUCUGUUUACCCCAAAGGACAGAACUAGGACCAAUGGGUCUAAGUGUCAAAGAAGCAAAUUUGAUUUCCUUGUAAGGACAAACUUCCUAAGAAUUAUUGUUGUUGUUCAGUCGUGUCCAACUCUUUAUGACCCCAAUUUGGGGUUUUCUUGGCAAAGGUACUGGAAUGCUUUGCCGUUUCCUUCUUCAGGUCACUUUAUAGAUGAGGAAACUGUGGUGAACAGGGUUAAGUGAGUUGCCCACGGUCACUCAGCUAGUAAGGGUCUGAGGUCAGAUUUUAAUUCAGGAAAAUGUCUUUCUGACUCUUAGACCUAGCACUCUAUCCUCUCUACCACCAGCUGCCUGAGGAUUGUAGCUAUUCAAAAGUGAAAUGGGCUGUCUCAAGAGGGAGGUCUUCUUGCAGAGACUUUAGACUAUCAGAGAUGAGGAGAUGAAUCCUAUUCAGGUACAGAUUAGACUAGAUAAUCUCAAGGCUCCUUUCCACUCUCAGAUUAUGUAAUUCUGUGAAGCAGAGUUGGUCAUAGCUCAAUGGAAAGCGCUUCUAUCAUAAUUUUUCUCAUUUUGUAGUCUAUUACUGUUUACAAAGAGCUUUCUUUUUAUGUCUCUGUGAGGUGGAAGAAUUGUCAUUCCUAUUUUACAGAUGUGGAAACAGGGUCAAGAGAAGUGCCAUUUCCCAGCCACUUGCACUUAAGAAUUUGAAUGUGAAACCCAGGGUUUUGUUGUUGUUGUCAUUGUUGUGGUAGUGCCAUGGUGAAUCCUCUCUUUGGAUGCUUUUGUGGUCAUGCCUUUUGUUCUUGCCUCUUAUUGCUUUUUUGCAGAUGAGAAGGGCAUCCCUUCUAAGACCAAAGGCCACCUAACAGCAACCAGAAGACAGCUCAGGGCAUGAACGAUCAGUCUGAGCCAGCACAGUGGACAGAGCACUGAAUUUGGAGGUAGAAGAUGCACAUGUGUUCAAGUCGUAGCUUCAACAAUCGGUGGAUUCAUCAUUUUGUGUCUUUUAGCCUCAGUUUCUCCAUCUGUAAAGUGGAAAUGAUCCUCCUUACUCUGCCUACUUCACAGCAUUGUUGUGAGGGGAGUUCAGAAACUACAAAGCACAUUAGAGUAACGUGAGCAAUUUCGGUGGGUGCCCAGGCAACAUGACUAAAUGAGACGGGUGUGCACGUUUGGCCACAGAGUAGAUACAGAGGCACCUUAUUAUCAGUCCAUAUUUUGAGGGGGAUUCAAACAUUCAGUGCUGUAUUUUCAGCUUUAUCCAUUUUGUUUUGCAGCCAGGGAAGGCUAAACAGUCGGUUCCAGACGGCUGGGAAAGCAUCAUGUUUCUAUGUGUGUUGGUGUGCCUGGCAUGGUCUCCCAGGCUCAUUCCUUCAGAGGCUGCUAGCUGAGGCUGGCAAACACACAGGCACACACAUGAAUGCGCUCCCUCACAUGUGAGCACACACACAUAUAUAGUUGUAGGUGGGCACCCGGCCCAUUCAUUCCCUCCACAUGUGGCUCUACAUGGAUGAAGCAGCACUCAUGUAUUCUGAGCAGAAGCUGGAGUGUCUGGGUUUGAAGUGGCACAUUUCUCCUGUGGCAUGAUUGCCUCUGUUCCCCUUCCCCCCUCCCCUCAUCCUUCCUCACUCCCCCACAUCCCUGCCCUGAGCAGAUGCCUCCUGCUAAGUGUUCCAGGGGGUUCCACUUGAAGGACCUAGGGAAUGCUGGAGUUCUGUGCAGGGAGGUGUCGAGAGGUCUGUGUGCAUCUGACUAUUGUGAGCUGUCUUCCCCUAUUGGCUCUGAAGAGCCUAUGCUGAGCUGGGUCUGAAUGACAGGGGGAGGCUCUGUGUCAAUAAAAAGAGGGGAAAACAGGCAUCCGAACUACAGUUCUGAGGAGGACAACGCUGUCCAUUUGCAGCCCCUGGCGCUGCUGCCUGCAGUCUGGAGAGCUGCUCAGGAAGGACAGCUCCUGCCUCUGACCCCAGGGACAAGACCUCACUGAGCCUGGCGAGAAAUCUGCUGGAGUUGGACCUUCUGUGCCCACCUUCUUUGGGAAGGUGAGAAGCUUUCCAGGGACAAAGAGACACACACACGCACAGGUCAUUUAUCUCCGAACGCUCGGCAUAGACAAAGCCUGCGUGGGGAAGUAGUUCCAGAACAAAAUGAAGUGGCACAUUAUGAUUCUGCUCCUUUGCCUCAGCGCAUUCCCCUCAGUUUCUGCAGACUGCCCAGCCCAAUGCUCCAUGUGUGCUGUGCAAACUCAAGAUCUGGACAAGCCCAUCAACCCACUGACAUGUUUCCUGGAGUGUCAGACCAUCCUGACGACUACCACGGAAUGGGAUAAGUGUAAGAGCUUUCUGUCACUAUUCACUCCUUUUAUGCUGGGCCUCCAUGGGAAAGGAGAGGUAGGAGACAUGUCGAUGGCCUCCCAAGAGCCGUAUGAGGAACAGGCUAAGCCCUACCCAGGGUUCACCAAGAAUAUGGAGAAGUUUGCCAGUGCCCUGAUGCAGGAGAACGCUCUCACCAGAGGCCCGAGCCACAAGUAUGGAGAACUCGCCCCCAAGCUUGGUGAACGGGCUAUCUCGGAGAUGACAGAAGAUGAGCAGCAGUACCACAGAGCCCUGGAGACGGGAGAGCUGGGCUACCCAGGCGAGGGCGCGGCAGCCUCAUCCCUAGAAACCCGGAAGGAUGAGAUGAAACGCUACGGAGGCUUCCUGCGCAAGUAUCCCAAGAGGAGCUUCGAGGUGGCGGGGGCCGGGGAUGUCCAGGAGCAGGAAGACUUGCACAAGCGCUACGGAGGCUUCAUGCGAAGGAUUCGCCCCAAGCUCAAGUGGGACAAUCAGAAGAGGUACGGAGGCUUCCUUCGCCGGCAGUUCAAAGUGGUCACGCGAUCUGAGGAAGACCCCAAUGCCUACUCAGGGGAAGUCGCCGGCCUUUAGAGCACCCCCCCCGCCCCCCACCCCCCACCCCGCCCUCUGCCGAAAAGAGCGCAGAGCUUAUCCACUUCCUGUCAGGACUACUUACAUCAUACCCACUACUUACAUCAUACCCAUCUUUUGUGCUUAGCUGCUUAUUUUAUAUAGAAGGAAGAUCCAAGCCAGCCGGCUUUGCUGGUGCCCAGUCCCUCCAGGUUCAGGCAGUGUCUGUGUCUGAGUUUGGCAACAGGGAGUCAUGUUGGUUUCAAUCUCAUCUUCCAUUCAGUUUCCCAAUUUCACUGCACUAGAACUGAGAUUUCUUAUCCUUGUGGUACCAAAACACAGUGACACGGGCAGACAGACAACAGGAAAACACUUUAACAUCAACAACAGCCUCCCCCUUUCCCCCUCCCAUCAGUGCGUUUUUAUUUUUUUUUUCUUCUUUCCUUGGAAAUAUCAUAUGUGUGAGAGACCACUGUCUUCCUCCUCCCAUUUCUCUACCUAUUAGCAGAGAUCUAUGCCAGUCAGUAUAGGCAGUCUGUCUCUGGACUCCAUCUCCUUCAUGAUUGGGCUAAAGAGUGUGUGUGUACUCUGCUGUAUGGCCUCCCUGAGAAAUAGCUUUCAGGAUCCAACCCUUGUCGUCCCCCCCCCCCCCCCAUCCUUCUGGGAAAAUGUAGUCCAAGAAAAAAGUGCUUGCCAACGCAGAUACAUUUAUAUGUAUAAUUUCUGAAUUCCAGGUAACCAAAGUGAUUGAAUCCUCUUAAGAAUAUGAGCACCUAUGCUGUCCUUAACCAUUUUUCCAUUCCCACAACAUUUAUUUAAGGUCUAAUGUGUGCAGAGCCUGUUGUGGGUGCCGAAAGAAAGGUAAAUUAAUGUCCCUAUCUUCAAAGAGCCUGCCUUCAUCAACACAUGAAUUCCUGCCCUGCCAUUUGUUAGUGCUUAUUCUAAGACCUUUCUGGUAGUUUAUUCUUUGAUGGGACAAGAGUCUUGACAUUUUUUAAAUCUUGGGUGGCCAGUUUGGAAACACAUCCUUGAAUAAUGAGCUCCUUCUCUUUUCCUUCCCCAGUCAAUUGAUAGGGGAAAAGGCCUUUGAAAAAAAAAUCACAAUUUUUAUUAUCUGUAAUAAUGUUUAGGGGAUACUGAAUGAAUCAGGAACAUGUGAAAUAUGUUUUCCUAAAUAGUUAUGUAGAAUUGAAUAUGAAUAGGGAAUUUAAGCCUUGGAUCAAGAUCCAUUCUGAGUUCCAAAACUUUAAGGGAAAGAUUGAACAAACUUAAAAUGCAAACCUGUUCCCUUGGCCCUCGUUAGCCUAAUUAAAAUGAUCAGCAUCCUUCUCCUACCCAAGAUGAACUGUGGUGGAUUCAGACUGAUGAGGUGAGGAAUGAUCAGCCUCUUGAGUCACCACGGUAUCAGCUGCUGAGAGCCCACACCAUAUGGUCCACCAUAUGGGAUUGGCUUGGACUGAGGCCGUCUAGAAGCAACAGAUAGAAAAUGAAAGAAGGCUUUAAUGACCACCCUUUCUAACUAGCAUCUCAAAAACAAACAAAUCUGCUGAUGAAACAAUUCAAAAGUCAAAUCGACACCCUAGGUAGCUCAGAACGAUGGCAGUCAACCUUGCAAAGCUGUCUCGUUGGAACUGUAGGAGACAGACGGAAUCCUAGAAUCUCAGAGGAGGAAGGGACCAUGGAAACCAUCUAGUCCAGUUUCUUAACUGAAGCAUAAACUCUCUUAGAAUUCUCUGCAAGCAGUCACUCAGUUUCCAGUUGAACACCUUUAUUGAUGGGAAACUCACUAGCUCCCAAAGUAGCCCAUUUCACCAUUGGGCAAUUCUGAACACUAGAAAGUUAUUCCUUAUUUUAACCCAAAAUUUGGCCUCUGAUAACUCCCAUUUUGGCCCUAAAGUUUUCUUCUGGGGCCAAGGAAAACAAAUCAAAUUCCCCUUCUUAAUGAUAGUCUUUUUGUUUUUGAGAAACAAUGGUCUUGGAUUUUGAUGUGUUAUAUAAAAUGCAGCCUGGCACAAAUAUUCAUCCACAGCCACCAUGUCUAUUGUGAUGUUCCUAAUGUAAAGAUCAUUUUGUUUCCUUUUUAAAAAAUUCAGUUUACAUGAUUAAGCUGGAGUCUGAUUUGUCUGAAGUGAAAUAGUAUCAUGCUCACUCUUCCUUUUCUUCUGUAUUAUAAAUAAAAUAAACAUGUUAAUGA
This is a messenger RNA of Monodelphis domestica (gray short-tailed opossum), 5852 nucleotides long. RefSeq names its product prodynorphin (gene PDYN). NCBI's taxonomy places the organism in Eukaryota, Metazoa, Chordata, Mammalia, Didelphimorphia, Didelphidae. Gene Ontology annotation, biological process: neuropeptide signaling pathway; sensory perception; chemical synaptic transmission. Gene Ontology annotation, cellular component: dendrite; axon terminus; neuronal cell body. The record is from RefSeq and is a predicted model, not a curated record. Gene Ontology annotation, molecular function: opioid receptor binding.